This is a messenger RNA of Ruditapes philippinarum (Manila clam), 888 nucleotides long. RefSeq lists its product as uncharacterized. Gene Ontology annotation, molecular function: zinc ion binding; nucleic acid binding. The coding region runs from base 1 to 888 and encodes 295 amino acids. The transcript has a single exon. The record is from RefSeq and is a predicted model, not a curated record. Lineage: Eukaryota; Metazoa; Mollusca; Bivalvia; Venerida; Veneridae.
AUGGCUCAAGCUAACCUGGCGAACGAAAUGGCUAUUCUAAAUAAUAAAAUAGGUACUAAUGGGAUUACUCAAUCCAUCCCGCAUUAUGAAGGGGAUCCAAAACAAUUUAAAGAAUGGCUUAAGGAAGUCGAAAAAUACGCAGUCUUGGUUCAGGCGAAUCAAGACCGGACUAAAUUGAUAGCUUACCAGAGCUGUAGGGGGCCUGUCUCAGACUUCAUUCAUAGGUAUUUAACGGCUCAUCCAAAUAAUACGUGGGCGCAGUUAAGAACUGAACUAACAAACAGGUUUAGCGAGAUAAGUGAUCCGCAACACGCAUUACGAUUAUUACGAGACAUUAAACAAGGACGGCAUGAGUCCGUUCAAAUUUAUUCUGAGCGGUUGCUAACGCUAGCUGAAGACGCAUUCGCUGGACAACAGGGGGGCUUAGCAGCUGUUGAGAGACAUCUCAUAUCAUAUUUCGUUGACGGUCUCUUUUAUGAAUAUUUACAAUAUAAGUGUUUACGAGAUUCUCCGCAGACACUGCAGGCGGCUAUUACGUCAGCCGUCAAUGAACAGAACAUUAGGAAACGGUUUUCUUUACGUACAGGGAGGGAGUACGGUCGACAAGGGACCGAACGUCCUUCUGCACGUAGUGAAGAGCCGAUGGAAGUUGACCAUCUUCGACCGACACGAAUUUGCCAAUUAUGCAAUUUAAAAGGCCACACGGCAAAAUAUUGUCGCGUGAAUAAAGAUAGAACCAGAAGCAAAAACGUAAAUGCAAUAGACCGCGGCGAAUCAAAAGAUUCGAACCGAGUAUGUUGGGCUUGUGGCGAGCGAGGCCACAUUCGCGUAAAUUGCCGUAAAAAAUCGCAAAGUAGUAAAAAUGAUGAACGCAAACAUUUAAACUAG